GUAACCCAUACGUCACUUUCAUUUUUUUAAUAUUUUAACAUUGCCUCAUCAUGGCGUCGUUUGUGACUGAAGUACUCGCCAGUUCAGGCAAACUGGAGAAAGAGGACCUAGCCGGUAAAAUAAACAAAAUGUCGCGCAAAGUGGCUGAUGCAAAGGAAGAAUUAUGUGACAUGAUACAGAAAAGGUAUGUUGACUUCCUACCCAGUCUUCAAGUAUCUGUGGACCUGGUGGUGCAGGUUGAUGAGGUCUCCAAAGAAAUGGAUAUUCUGAAAACUUGUAUAGAGAAUGAGAUACAACAGAAUAUUCACCUGGCUGUGGCUGACUAUGAAAAUCUAAAGCAGCAGCUGGAGAAAAACACUAUCAUUAUAACAAUGUUGGGACAUUUAAAGGAGUUUGAUAAUGCAAUGGAAGACUCCAAUAAAGCUUUACAGGAGAAGCAGUAUGUUGAAGCAGCCAACCAUCUUGAAAGAGCCAGAUGCAGUUUAGAUUUAUUACUGGAUUGGAAAACAACCCACCUGCCACUGCUCAGUAACCUCAGUUCUGAGUUGAUUGUUCAGAGAGAAAACCUGAUUUACCAUCUGGGUGAUGAAUGGAAGCAGCUUGUCAUUUGGAGAUUACCAUCCCCAAAGGAGCCUGCUGAUGUCAAAACCUUGCUGAAGGUAGAGCUGAAUCUGAAACAUCCACGCAGUGAAGAUGAGGAACCAAAACCAUCUCCUUUGUUAUGCUCGGUUUUGCAAGCUCUGGCCAUCCAGGGAGACCUUCAGAACAAGAUGAAGCGCUUUAGUCAGGUGCUGGUGAAGAACAUGUUGAAGCCACUUGUGAUGCAUCCAUUGCUGUCAGUGAGGGUAAAAGAGCAGGAGGAUGAGGGAACUGUUCUGACCAUAGUGUGUGUAGAGCAGAGCCAGGAGAAAUCAGCUCCAUCACAGGUUUACAGCAAACUGCUCCUAGUGCUCAAGACCCUUCACUCACAUCUACUAGAUGUUUCCAUUAGGAAUAAAAAGCUCUCAGCCAUCCUGGGUGAACUGAUUUGGCCGGAAAUCUCUCAGUGCAUCAUCCGUGAGUGUCUGCUCAAUUCCAUCCCCACCAACGUCAGUCAGCUGGAGAAAUAUAACACUGUGAUUAAGGAAACAGAGGAGUUUGAGAAGUCUUUGAAAGACAUGGACUAUCUCCAGGGUGAUUCCACAGACCUGCUUAAGUACGCCAAGAAUGUCAACUGUCACUUUGCCAGCAGGAAAUGCAAGGAUGUUAUUGUGGCUGCUCGCAAACUCAUGACCUCACAGCUGCACAACACUGUCAAGAUCACACCAGACUCAAAGCUGCAACUUCCAAAGCUGCCAGUGCCAAAGUCAGAGUUGAAGGUGAAGCAGAAGACAAAGGAGGACGUCACGAUGGAGAACACAAAGCAACUGUCUGUCUGGAGUCUGUGCCUGCCAGCAUGUCGUGUCAGUGAGUUAGUGCAGCAGCUGAUGAAGCUGGCAAUCAACACUCUGCAUGAGGCUGUUGGAAGCUCCCCUCAGUGUGCUUUACAGCUAUUCUUCACCGUAAAGAACAUUUUCCAGCUGUUCUGUGACGUUGUACCCACAUAUCACAAGGAAAACCUGCUCAAGUUCCCUCAACUUGCUGCUAUUCAUCACAACAACUGCAUGUUCCUGGCUCACCACCUGCUCACACUCGGACAUUAUUUCAAAGCCCACUUGCCACAGCCACUCAACGAGGGGAUGGCCACGUUUGUCGACAUGGUUCCCGGGUUCAGGAAACUGGGUGCUCAGUGCUUUUUAGAUCAGAUGAAUGUGCAGAAAGCUGAACUGUUGGAGAGACUUUCCACUGCUCACAACUUCUGCAACCUGGAUGAUGAUGAUAAUUACACCGCAGCUAGCAGAGCCGUGAGACAGGUCAUUCAUCAGUUAAAACAACUGGGCACAGUGUGGCAGGAUGUGUUUCCAGUCAACAUCUAUUGCAAAGCCAUGGGCCACCUUCUCAACACUGCCAUUGCUGAAAUAAUUUCCAAAAUCAUGAUGCUAGAGGACAUUUCCUCUGAUGAGGGUGAACACCUAUACGGUCUUUGCCAAUUACUCAUCAAGGAAAGUCCUCUGGUUUUUAUGCCUUUGGCUGAGGAGGAAGAGAACAAGAAAUAUCAAGAGGAAGUUCACCUCUAUGUUAAGAAGUGGGGAACUUUUAAAGAGCUGGUGAUUGUGCUGAGGUCAAACCUGCAGGAGAUUGUUGACAGGUGGGCUGAUGGUAAAGGUCCACUUGCGUUGGAAUUUUCCAAUUCAGAGGUGAAGAAUCUGAUCCGAGCUCUGUUUCAGAACACGGACAGAAGAGCCGUCGCUCUUACCAAAAUCAGAUGAAUACAAAGACUUCAUGACCUUUUUUCAAAUUAAUGCAGCACACAAUUUUUUUCUCUUACAUAUUGUACACCUAAAUGUGCCACAAACUAGUAAAACUCCAUAAACAAAGUUGUCUCAAAACAUUUCUUUAUAAUUUUCUUUAAAUCUGAUUUGUUUUGCUUGGAUACUACUUGAUCAGCUCAGACCUCUAAUCCAAACGUAAUCAAUCUGUCAUGUUGGAGUGACUUCAAUUAGGGAUUACGCAGAGGUUUCUUUACAUCAGCUUCCUGCAGAUCCAAGUCAUAGAGCUGGUGGAUUUAUCAUGACAAAGCCAGCAGAGGUUGUGUAACCAGAGACGUGCCAUCUGUCAGCAUGUGAUGUCCAAGGAUCUAGUGUCCGUUUCUUUGACACUCACACCCUUGGUGCCUUAAAGAAACAUUUUCGCCUUGGCAGUGAAGCUAUGCACAAGAAGCUCUGUCUUUUGUUUAAAUGUUUCCUGUAUCAUGUCAAAUUUCUCUCUAAAUGUAUUUAUUAAAUGUCCAAGUAAACAAUUUUUUUAGCAAA
Messenger RNA from Cynoglossus semilaevis (tongue sole), 2891 nucleotides. RefSeq names its product zw10 kinetochore protein (gene zw10). Lineage: Eukaryota; Metazoa; Chordata; Actinopteri; Pleuronectiformes; Cynoglossidae. Gene Ontology annotation, cellular component: RZZ complex; nucleus; chromosome, centromeric region. The transcript has 16 exons. Bases 51 to 2348 code for a protein of 765 amino acids. The record is from RefSeq and is a predicted model, not a curated record. Gene Ontology annotation, biological process: mitotic spindle assembly checkpoint signaling; endoplasmic reticulum to Golgi vesicle-mediated transport; mitotic cell cycle.